UGCAGAAAAGAAUUUACACAUUACCUGGAGGAAGCACGAUUCUGGGGCCAUCAACGUCACGUGUAAAGCUCAGGGUGUAUACCCAGAACCGAAGAUGUCGCUCUACACGUACAUGGAUAGUAAAAAUAAAUUUUUGUGGCGUAGGGAGAGCCUGAAGGAUGUGGAGGUGCAGGUGACGGUGGCCCACAAGUGCUACGACAUCUCUGCGACGAAAGUCCUGGAGAGCAGGGAGAUGCAGACCGACACUAUGUUUGACUGCGAGCUCAGGAUACCUGAAGCGAACUACGCCGUCAGAAGAAGCAUCAUGUAUUAUCCAGGAUUUCCUAAUCCUAUGAGUGGUAGUGCUACAAGCGGUAUACACUACAGGCGACUACUUGUACUGUUGUGCUUAUUGGCGCUAGUGUCUGCGACAGUCUCGGUCUGAUUACUACAGUGCUUCAGCUUCUGGGAAGUCAUGCGCCAUCUACGCGACCCCACACUCACACUACAGAGUGCAGAGUGCAGAGGACUCAAUGCAACAGUGUUUCAUCCGAAUUAUUGCGUAAAAUAACAAAUUAGUUCGAGUAGAAAAUAUUGGCAGAGACAUUUUAAGUGUCAGUUUUGUCUGUCCCAUUUUAUUUUUGGCCUAAUAACUUUGCGGAUUUGUAAUAUUUAUAAUAUAAAAUUCUACCUGAACUUUGUUACCCACUUCGAAUUGCAGCGUUAUUCUCAGCUGGAAGUUUUUCCUGAAGAAAUCUGCUACAUGUCUUUCGUUGUGUGUUAAUAUGAGGAGAGCAGGCUAGCACAAAUGAACAGGCGUCGUGUCCGUGAUUAAGGCACGACUGUAAAUGUCUCCAGUCACUAUAUAAAGUAACAUUUUUCGCUUAAACUUUGCUUUGUUCCGGAUCGUCUGAAUUUUGUUGUGAAAAUAAGUAUGGUCAAUUAAAAACGAUUUACAGCAUAACAGAAUUUAUGACUUGAAUAUUUCGGAACAUGCUAAAUAAUGAAUGAAACUUAGAAUUUCUACAAAGUAAUCUAACUGGUACCUCCAUAAAUAUAAAAUAAAAAAGUAAACAAAAAAA
Molecule: messenger RNA, 1061 nt
Organism: Cryptotermes secundus
Lineage: Eukaryota; Metazoa; Arthropoda; Insecta; Blattodea; Kalotermitidae
Exons: 5
Coding region: 95-424 (109 amino acids)
Source: RefSeq, a predicted model, not a curated record